CUCUCGGCGCUCUCGGGCGCUGGCUGGCGAUUGGUCCAGAGAGGAGGGGGUGGUGGCAGCCCAAGUCAGCCGCUGCAGUGGCGGCGUCAGGUGAGAGCGCGAGCCGCAGAGACCGGGCGUGGCGGCUGCCGCACAGGGAGUCGGAGCCAAACUCACGGCGCGGCCCUGGGAGUCCCGGGAGGAAGGGACGAGGAAGCACUUGCAGAGGAGACGCCGGAGCAGAAGGGCGCCGGCGCUGAGCAGCCCCGAAGUUGUCUCUGUCGAGUCGCGCCGAGCCUGGGCAUGCAAACGACGCCCCCGGGGGUCCGGUCGCCCCUCAGGAACCCGCCGAGCGCGCGCUUGCGGCCGGACGAGGGCGGGCGAGGGUGCCGAGCCGCGAGCGAACGCAGCAAAAUGAGCGGCGAGGGCGACUACAACUUCAGACGGGUGGCGAUCCGGCGGAAGUCCAACCCCUCCUACCUGCCUCCUGGGACCCCCCGGCCGUGGAGUCGGCCCUCGUCGCACCUGGAAUGGGCCGAGACGGCCACGUUCAGGGGCCAGGCCCCCGCAGACGCCCCAGGCAGCAGUACCUGUCCAAAGAUCACUAUAGUUUCACCUUGCUUGAAAAGCAGCACAACCGCACUGAUUGAUCAGAAUGUAUAUGAUGAAGAGGCUCAGGGAAUAAAUGGGAAAACUCCAGCAAAACACUCAGCUGCAAGUCCAAAGCCACAAGUGCCUCCAAAGCCACUACACCUGCAGAAUUCACCUUCGUCCAAUAUACACCAAACCCCCAGGCAUAAAGCUUUAUCUAGUGCAAAACCAAGGAUGGAGGAAGUUAAACCUGCCUCUGCUUCUUGUGUCUCAAAAGAAAAACCCAGUAAGAUAUCAGAUCUCAUCAGUCGCUUUGAAGGAGGCAGCUCAUUAUCAAAUUACAGUGAUUUGAAAAAAGAUUCUGCUGUGAACCUAAAUGCUCCUAGAACCCCGAGAAGGCAUGGAUUGACAACCACACCUCAGCAAAAACUCCUCUCCCAACACUCACCACAGAAGCAGGGAAAUGAUACAGAUCAGUCUCAGGGUGCACAGACUUGUGUGGCUAACGGUAUGGUAGCAGCACAAAACCAGAUGGAAUGUGAGGAGGAUAAAGCGGCCACUCUUAGCCCAGAUACUCCUAUUCAAACUUCUGAGCCCUUGCCCGAUACAAACUUAGUGAAUGGAGAAAGACAGGAAACAGCCACAGACCCUGCAUCCCCCACAACAAAUGACUGUGAUGAAAAUGCUUCUGACACUAGCUGCAGGACUUUACAUGUCGGCCCACGGCUCCCCCUGGAAGAAGGAAGGGCAGACACAGAAGCCAAGGUACAAGAGAGGGAAGAUGGAGAAAGCCCCCUAGAACUGGAACAGCUGGACCAGCACCAUGAGAUGAAGGAGACUAAUGAGCAAAAACUUCACAAAAUAGCCAAUGAACUUUUGCUUACAGAAAGAGCUUACGUCAGCCGACUUGACCUCUUAGAUCAGGUAUUUUAUUGCAAACUACUGGAAGAAGCAAAUCGAGGCUCAUUUCCAGCAGAGAUGGUGAAUAAAAUCUUUUCUAAUAUUUCAUCAAUAAAUGCCUUCCAUAGUAAAUUCCUAUUGCCAGAGCUGGAGAAAAGAAUGCAAGAAUGGGAAACUACCCCUAGAAUUGGUGACAUCCUUCAGAAAUUGGCCCCAUUCCUUAAGAUGUAUGGAGAAUAUGUGAAGGGAUUUGAUAACGCAAUGGAAUUGGUUAAAAACAUGACAGAGCGUAUUCCCCAGUUCAAAUCAAUAAUUGAAGAAAUUCAGAAACAGAAGAUCUGUGGGAGCUUGACUUUGCAGCAUCACAUGCUAGAACCUGUUCAGCGGAUUCCCCGGUAUGAGAUGCUCCUUAAGGACUACCUAAGGAAAUUGCCCCCUGGUUCUCCGGACUGGAAUGAUGCUAAAAAAUCACUUGAAAUUAUAUCUACAGCAGCAAGUCAUUCUAAUAGUGCAAUAAGAAAAAUGGAGAACCUAAAGAAACUCUUAGAGAUUUAUGAAAUGUUGGGAGAAGAAGAAGACAUUGUAAAUCCUUCAAAUGAACUAAUAAAAGAAGGACAGAUCCUCAAACUAGCUGCUCGGAACACAUCGGCACAAGAACGCUACCUUUUCUUAUUCAACAACAUGUUGCUGUACUGCGUGCCAAGAUUCAGCUUGGUGGGCUCUAAAUUCACAGUUCGAACCAGGGUUGGCAUUGAUGGAAUGAAAAUUGUAGAGACUCACAAUGAGGAAUAUCCACACACUUUCCAGGUAUCUGGGAAAGAGAGAACACUGGAACUGCAAGCCAGUUCUGAGCAAGACAAAGAAGAAUGGAUCAAGGCACUUCAAGAGACUAUUGAUGCUUUCCAUCAGAGGCAUGAAACUUUCAGAAAUGCAAUUGCCAAGGAUAAUGACAUUCACUCAGAGGUUUCUACUGCUGAGCUAGGAAAAAGAGCCCCAAGAUGGAUCCGAGAUAAUGAAGUUACAAUGUGUAUGAAAUGCAAGGAGCCUUUUAAUGCCCUGACGAGGAGAAGGCAUCAUUGUCGAGCAUGUGGACAUGUGGUUUGUUGGAAGUGUUCUGAUUAUAAAGCUCAACUUGAGUAUGAUGGUGGUAAAUUGAGCAAAGUUUGUAAAGACUGUUAUCAGAUAAUAAGUGGAUUCACAGACAGUGAAGAAAAGAAAAGAAAAGGAAUUUUAGAGAUCGAAUCUGCAGAAGUGUCUGGAAACAGUGUGGUGUGCAGUUUUCUUCAAUAUAUGGAAAAGUCAAAACCUUGGCAGAAAGCUUGGUGUGUGAUCCCCAAACAAGACCCUCUUGUGCUGUACAUGUAUGGUGCCCCCCAGGAUGUCAGAGCCCAGGCCACUAUUCCACUCCUGGGCUACAUUGUGGAUGAUAUGCUGAGGAGUGCAGACCUGCCACACAGUUUCAAACUGACCCAGUCCAAGUCUGUGCACAGCUUUGCUGCAGACAGUGAAGAACUGAAACAGAAGUGGCUGAAAAUCAUCCUUUUAGCUGUCACAGGCCUUGAAGAACUAUUUAUUGAUACUUACAAGCAGUUGACAUCAGCUGUUGCCCUUGGUCCAUCGAUAUAACUUGUUUGCAUCCACCUUACACCAGAAUGGAAAUUGUGGCGGAGAGAGCCAGUGUGGCCUAUUUCAGAGCUUCUCAAACUUUAAUAUACAUAGAAAUCACCUGAAGAUCUUACUCAAAUGCAGAUUCUGAUUUAGCAAGUGCUCCUUCCCCAGAUGUCUGCAUAAUGAACAGCUUUUGCAAGUUAAAGCCUGCUCGGAUCUCACCACCACCUCAUUUAACUGCCUCUGCUGCAACAGCACCCCAUGCUGCCCUAAUCUGAUCUGUUUUUUUCCCGUAGCUCUUAACAUCUUGUUAUGAAUUAGAUAAUUAGCUGUUUAUUUUUUAUUGUCUGUCUACACCUGCUAGAACAUAAGCUCCAUAAAGGUAAGGAUUUUUAUGUUUUGACCACUGAUGUCCCCAAUCCGCAGUACUUGGGGUUGCUUGGCACAUUGUAGGCACUCAGUAAAUACUUACGUGGUGGGACUUCCCAGGCAGUCCAGUGGUUAAGACUCUGCUCUCCCACUGCAGGGGGCACGGGUUCCAUCCCUGGUCGGGGAACUAAGAUCCUGCAUGCUGCACAAAAGCUAGGUUAUAUAAAAUUACAAAAAUGAACAGAACUGUUCUUCCAAAACAUCAAAUUGUUAUGGGUAUAGACCUUUGGAAUAGAGGCUGAGAGGAAAAGAAAUCAACAUUUUAUAUAGCUAAAUUGUUUUAAUAACAAAGCUAGAUUCCUGAUAGCGUUUAAAACAUAGUCAAGGACUUCAAAAUACAAUGGUGAAAAUCUUAGUUAACCUUCGCACGACGGAUUCUUGCUUUUUAAAUAAUGUCUCAGCCCACUCUCACCACCACUACCACCACCACACCUGGUCUGUGAGGCAAUUAGAGGCAGCUGGUUACUGUUCCAGAGGAGCCAGAGGUGAUGAAAGAUACAUGUCCUGAGGAAGUGGGGCUGGCAGAGUGGACCUGACACAGGGUUUGGAUAAUGAGCUCCCAGUCUGGAGUCACUCUUUUAUAGAGGAAAUGAUUCAUGUGUUGUUUUGGUCUUGUAUUUAAGUAAAAACAAAUCCAGGUUGCUUUGUCUUAAUAAAGGAAACUCUGCUUUUAUACAGUGAGAUUGGACCAUGUAGUCCAUUAUGGUGUUUUCACAAGAAAAAUUAUUUUUAGAUCACUUACAUAUAUGGUUAUCAUACACUGAACAAAAUUAAGUAUAUUGUUUCUAUAUAGAAUCAUGUCCAAAGGUGGAAGAAACAUACCUCAUCCUAAAGAUCAUCUUGUAGUUUUUCAAUAUCUUUUCCAUCAGUUUGUGUAUAUGUAUGUCUGUGUGUGUGCUUCGGGAGUGGAAGGCAGGCAGGCACAGACCACAGGGAGAAUGAACCAAAGGGUCCAGGCUCACAGUUGUAAAUA
This is a messenger RNA of Lagenorhynchus albirostris (white-beaked dolphin), 4480 nucleotides long. It is a transcript of the gene FGD4, whose product is annotated as FYVE, RhoGEF and PH domain containing 4. The transcript is spliced from 19 exons. Lineage: Eukaryota; Metazoa; Chordata; Mammalia; Artiodactyla; Delphinidae. Gene Ontology annotation, biological process: filopodium assembly; cytoskeleton organization. Gene Ontology annotation, molecular function: metal ion binding; guanyl-nucleotide exchange factor activity. The coding region runs from base 283 to 3096 and encodes 937 amino acids. The record is from RefSeq and is a predicted model, not a curated record. Gene Ontology annotation, cellular component: cytoplasm.